AUGAUCAUAGGCCCUGUUCAAUCGGUGGAGCAGGCAUCCUGCUCCAUAUACGUCCUGGACCCUGCUCGAGACCUGGGGAUGCCCGCGUGCAACUACGCGGACCCCGCCAUCUGGCCGCAUGCCCUCAAGGUGACCGGAAUUCUCGGGGGCACCGAGCCCCUCCAACACUGGGAGUACCAGCAAGCGGUCCAGUUCUGGCUGGAGCAGGCUAUCAUCGACAAUGGGGCGCGCGCGGACAGGCUGGCCAGUGCAGAUCUGAUAUACGUCAACAUGCAUUGCUACGAGACCUGGAGGGCGGGGAAGUGGUGGCAGACUUUCAGGGAGGGCGUGGUGGACGCCGUCAAUCCAGAGCUCUACAUGCAGCAGACGAUGCAUCACCUCAGGUCCUGGCCCCAGUGGAGGCAGAGCAAUGGCUCCAGAUUCGUCGUGGCGCCCUACUUCCCGGCAACCCCCAUGAGUACCCUGGCGGCGCAGAGGCCAUGCAGUUCAUCCCCCUUCAUCAUCACCUCUGAGCACACGCUGCUGUGCACGCAGAAGCGCGAGGCGCAUGCCCAGCAGGGAUUGAUCCUGCCCUAUGUGACAGACACCCACCAGCAGGGGUUUGACCCCCUCGUCGCCACCCGCGACACUCUGCUCUUCCACCGGGGUGGGUGUGCGCCGCCCCCCCCCGACCCUAAAGCAUGGCGAUUUGCAUCAGGGAAGCUGCUGCGCCGCGCCGUGGUGGACGCAGCCCAGGCGUCCAACGCCACCGAUGUGGACGUGCGGUGCGGCUGCGACAUCUGCCCCGGGGCCCUGCCCCACCCGCAGCUGCUGGCGCGCAUGCGCGCCUCCCGCUACUGCCUGGUGCUGGCCGGGGACCGGCCGUCCAGCCGGCGCGGCACCGAGGCGGCCCUCUCCGGCUGCGUCCCCGUCUUCGUCGGCCCGCCCUGGCACACAGUGGCCCUGGCCGAAGACAUCGACCACGCCGCCUCCAGCGUCUUCAUCACCGUGCGCCACGUGACCUGGGUGGUCGCCAACGCCUCGCAGGGCAUCGGCGAGAACCAUCCCAACGUGCUGAAGUCCUGGUACCUGGACGCUGACCUGGCGCCCGGAGACAUGCUGUACGUGGACACCGUGGACCAGAUAUUUGACACGCUGCGUGCGCUGCCGCCCAAGGUGCUGGCCGCCAAGCAGGCCGCGCUGGCGCGGCAGGCCUACCGGCAGUACUGGCUGCCGCCCCCAGGGAAGACCAGGUCGCAGCUGGGAGAGAUCGUGGUGAAGAGGCUGUGCGACCAUGCUCAGACGCUCAAGGACCGUGACAUCAUUCCCCCGCACCCCAUCCCGCACCGGAGGAGGACCCUGCUCGCCGACUGA
This is a messenger RNA of Auxenochlorella protothecoides, 1353 nucleotides long. RefSeq lists its product as hypothetical. NCBI's taxonomy places the organism in Eukaryota, Viridiplantae, Chlorophyta, Trebouxiophyceae, Chlorellales, Chlorellaceae. Gene Ontology annotation, molecular function: glycosyltransferase activity. Bases 1 to 1353 code for a protein of 450 amino acids. The transcript is spliced from 5 exons. The record is from RefSeq and is a predicted model, not a curated record.